Pelodiscus sinensis (Chinese soft-shelled turtle) is the source of this 7044-nucleotide messenger RNA. Lineage: Eukaryota; Metazoa; Chordata; Testudines; Trionychidae. The record is from RefSeq and is a predicted model, not a curated record.
CCCCAGAGCUGGGCUGUAUGGGGGGCACGUGGGUAGGUAGAGGGCAGUUCCCAGGAAGGUGGGGUGGGGGAUUUUGUGGGACAGGGGUUAUGUACUUCUAGGGAGGUCAGUUCUAGGGAACUGGGAUAUGUGGGGGAGGGUUUUUACAGAGAGCCCCAUCUAGAUAUGAGAGAUGUUGGGACUUGGGGGGGGGGGACUUUUAAAGGGAGCCCCCCACAAGAAUACAUAUAGCGGACGCUGGGAUUAACUUGUUCCCAGUGCUUAUGGAACAGCAGGCCUGUUGCAGGAUUGGGGACCCUCUUUCUCAUGUGAAGGAGGCCUUGGGGCUACUGGGUGCAUUCUUGUCAACAAUGGCAAAGCAGCAAAGCAAGGAUCCUGGAUUAAAGGAGAAGUUUAAGAGCCUCUUAGGUCUGGGACCAUCCCGGCCUAGUUCCAAAUCAUCAGAGGGCAAGCAAACAGAGUUUAUCAUCACUGCGGACAUACUUAAGGAAUUGAGCUUAGAGUGUGGAUUAAAUAACCGGAUACGAGCGAUUGGUCAACUCUGUGAAGUAGCAAAAACCAAAAAAUUUGAAGAGCAUGCAGUGGAAGCGAUAUGGAAAGUGGUAGCUGAUAUGCUGCAACCGGAGCGGCCAGCAGAAGCCAGACAUGCCGUGCUUCACCUGUUGAAGGCCAUCAUUCAAGGACAGGGUGAAAGAUUAGGGAUCCUCAGAGCACAUUUCUUUAAGGUUAUCAAGGAUUAUCCUUCUAAUGAAGAUCUGCAUGAGCGGCUUGAAGUGUUCAGAGCUCUCACGGAUAAUGGAAGAUCCAUAACGCACCUGGAGGAAGAAUUGGCUGAGUUUGUCCUGCAGUGGAUGAAUGUCGGAUUGUCUUCAGACUUCCUUCUAGUUCUAGUGAACUUGGUCAAGUUCAACAGCUGUUACCUGGAAGAUUACGUUGCUGAUAUGGUCCAUAUGAUCUGCCUAUUGUGCAUUCAGACUUCAUCUUCAGUUGACAUAGAGGUCUCCCUGCAGGUCCUAGAUGCUGUGGUUUGCUAUAACUGCCUGCCCUCAGAGAGCCUGCCCGUAUUUAUCAUCACCCUGUGCCGCACUGUCAAUGUGAAGGAGCUUUGUGAGUCAUGCUGGAAGCUCAUGCGCAAUCUCUUGGGAACCCAUUUGGGGCACAGUGCUAUAUACAACAUGUGCCGCAUCAUGGAAGACAGAGACUACAUGAUGGAUGCCGCUUUGCUGAGAGGAGCAGUGUUCUUUGUCGGCAUGGCUUUAUGGGGUGCCCAUCGACUGUAUUCUCUCAAGAACUCUCCUACGUCUGUGCUGCCCUCGUUUCUCAAGGCCAUGACUUGUCCCAAUGCCGUUGUAUCCUAUGAAAUAGUCCUGUCCAUCACCAGAUUAAUCAAGAAGUACGGGAAGGAGCUGCAGGCAGUCACGUGGGAUAUUCUUCUGGAUAUUGUUGAGCGAUUACUCCAGCAGCUACAGAUUCUAGAUAACCAUGAUUUGAAGUCCAUUGUACACGAUCUGUUGACUACGGUAGAAGAACUCUGUGAUCAGAACGAAUUCCAUGGGUCUGAGGAGAGAUACUUCGAGCUGGUGGAGAGAUGUGCUGAUCAGAGACCGGAAUCUUCUCUACUCAACUUAAUCACGUACAGAGCUCAAUCCAUUCACCCUGCCAAGGAUGGCUGGAUACAGAACCUGCAGGUGCUAAUGGAGAGAUACUUCAGGAACGAGCAUCGUAGUGCAGUUCGGAUUAAAGUCCUAGAUGUCUUGUCUUUUGUCCUGAGCAUUAACAGACAGUUUUAUGAGGAGGAGCUGAUUAACUUGGUGGUAAUCUCACAGCUGGGCCACAUUCCAGAGGACAAAGAUCACCAAGUUCGAAAACUGGCCACCCAGCUAUUGGUGGACCUGGCCGAGGGCUGCAAUACACAUCACUUCGACAGCUUGCUCAAUAUCAUCGAAAAGGUGUCUGCACGUUCGCUUUCAGUUCCUGUUGAGCCAGAGGAGACAGACUUGCUAGCAUAUUCUGCUUCUUCAGAGGAUGUGAAAACAGCCGUGCUAGGCCUCCUGAUAAUUCUGCAGACGAAGCUCUACAGCUUGCCUGCCAGCCAUGCCACUCGGGUGUAUGAGAUGCUUAUUAAUCACAUCCAGCUCCACUAUAAGAACACUUAUCGCCUCCCGGUUGCUAGCAGCAUCAGAUUGCAGGCAUUUGACUUUCUUCUGAUGCUUCGAGCGGACUCCCUCCACCGCCUUGGCCUGACCAACAAGGACGGAGUUGUCAGAUUUAGCCCCUACUGCCUUUGUGACUUGGUAGAACCAGAGAAGAGGGUGUCGGAGAAAAAGCCUGCUGGGACCCUCUCUCCUCCAUCAGGGAGUCCCAGCGUUUCCUCCCAGAAUGGCUCUAUUCGGAUGGGCUACCUGCCCUACUCACUGCUCUUCAAAGUCCUUCUGCAGUGUUUGAAGCAAGAGACCGAGUGGAAGGUGUUGAAACUGGUUCUCAACAAGUUACCGGAGUCUCUCCGCUACAAAGUGCUGUUUCUAACCUCUCCUUGCAACCUUGAUCAGUUGUCUUCUGCACUGUGCUCCAUGCUUACAGACAAAAAGACAACGGAGAGGCUCCAUGGUACGCCAGAUGGCUUCUCCCGCAAUGACUUGCACCUGGCUGUCGUUCCAGUGUUGACGGCGUUGAUAUCCUACCAUAAUUACCUGGACAAAACCAAACAGCGUGAAAUGGUUUAUUGCUUGGAACAUGGCUUAAUUUAUCGCUGUGCCAACCAGUGCGUUGUGGCUUUAUCAGUAUGCAGCAUUGAGAUGCCAGACAUCAUCAUAAAAGCCCUGCCAAUCUUGAUUGUCAAAUUAACCCACAUUUCUGCGACGGCAAACAUGGCCAUACCUCUCUUAGAAUUCCUUUCAACUCUCGCCAGACUGCCUCACCUCUAUCGGAAUUUUGCAGCGGAGCAAUAUGCGAGCGUGUUUGCCAUCUCUCUGCCCUACACAAAUCCCUCCAAGUUUAACCAGUACAUCGUGUGCCUAGCACACCAUGUGAUUGCUAUGUGGUUCAUCCGAUGUCGCCUUCCCUUCCGGAAAGACUUUGUUCCCUACAUUACCAAGGGCUUGCGGUCAAAUGUCCUCCUUUCAUUUGAUGACACCCCUGAGAAAGACAGUUUCAGGGCCCGCAGUACAAGUCUGAAUGAGAGGCCGAAAAGUUUAAGAAUAGCCAGAAAUGCAAAGCAAGGCUUGAAUCACUCUCCUCCAGUGAAAGAGCUGAAAGAAACCUCUGCGAGUGUGUCGGAACAUGUGGUCCGCAGCAGGAUACAGACGUCCAUCACUAGCUCUAGUCUGGGCUCUGCUGAUGAGAAUUCGAUGGCUCAGGCUGAUGACAGCUUAAAAACCCUCCACUUGGAACUCACGGAGACCUGUCUGGAUAUGAUGGCCCGCUACGUCUUUUCCAAUUUCACAGCGGUGCCCAAGAGGUCUCCUGUAGGAGAGUUCCUCUUGGCUGGAGGAAGGACGAAGACCUGGCUGGUUGGUAACAAGCUGGUGACUAUCACGACGAGUGUUGGAGCCGGGACGAGGUCGCUGUUGGGCCUUGACUCAGGGGAUCUCCCGAGCAACACAGAGUCCAGUUCAGACCCUGUUUCGCAAGUGAGACAAACGAAAGAAGCUCCAGCAAAACUGGAAUCUCAAGCUGGCCAGCAGGUCUGCAGAGGGUCUCGCAACAGAGUCAGGUCAAUGUCUGGUGGCCAUGCCUUACGGGUUGGUGCUUUAGACAGCUCCGCCCCCCAAGGCUUACAGAGUCCUGCUUCUGCUUCUGCACCUCGGGCAGAGAAAGCCGCAUCCGGGGCCCACGCUCCUCUACAGAAAGAGAAAACAAACCUGGCUGCUUGUGUCCCAUUGCUCACACAGGGCUGGGCAGAAAUAUUAGUCCGGAGACCUACAGGAAACACAAGCUGGCUAAUGAGCCUGGAAAACCCGCUCAGCCCCUUCUCAUCGGAUAUAAACAACAUGCCGCUGCAGGAGCUAUCCAACGCGCUCAUGGCUGCUGAGCGCUUUAAGGAGCACAGAGAGACGGCUUUGUACAAGUCUCUCUCUGUCCCUUCCUCCAGCUUGGCCACCGGGACGUCCAAACCAUCUCUUCUUCAGCGUUCCAAUACAGAAUCAGCAGUAGUUCUGGAAGAGGGGAGCCCACAGGAAGCGGAUUUAAGAGAAACCGAUUCCCUGGCGUCUCAGGAGUUUGAAGACUUCAAGGCGGUGUGCUCUGAGCAAGGCAUGAGCGAGGAGAAGUUCAUGAAAGCCCACCAGGCUUACAGCCGGUCCUCGUCAACGUCUAGUCAAGAAGAGAAAUCUCUGAAGUCGGACGAACUGGCGGCUGGCGGAAUUCCCAUUGGCAGGGUUGUUCCUUCGGAGGAUGGCAGGACUCUGGAAGAGCUCUCCUUUCAGCCUUCCCAGCCGCUCAGCAAGUCCAGCUCUUCCCCUGAGCUUCAGACUCUGCAGGAAGUCCUCAAGGACCCCAACAGUAAAGAAGCAACCGGAAGGCUGAGCACGGAACUGAAAUCAAAAUCUCAGUCUGGGAACCUGGAAGGAGAAGGAGCCGCUAGCUGGCUGAGCCAAGGGGAUGACACUAGACUCAGUGGUACAUCCAGGCUGGAUUGCAACGUCCUUUCUUCCUCACCCCGUUCACCCAGUGGCCACCGUCCUCGAGGAUACACCAUCUCGGAUUCAGCCCCUUCUCGGAGGGGCAAAAGGAUCGAGAAAGAUGCCCUCAAGAGCAGGACAGCAGCCUCCAAUGCUGAGAAAGUACCUGGAAUAAACCCAAGCUUUGUGUUUUUACAGCUAUACCACUCCCCCUUCUUUGGAGAUGAAUCCAACAAGCCCCUUCUGUUGCCAAAUGAGACAUUUGAAAGCUCGGUGCAGCUCCUAGAUCAGAUUCCUUCCUACGAUACCCACAAGAUUGCCGUGCUCUAUGUCGGAGAAGGGCAGAGCCACAAUGAGAUUGCCAUUCUGUCCAAUGAACACGGCUCCUACAGAUACACCGAGUUCCUGACUGGCUUAGGGAAGCUCAUUGAACUCAAAGACUGUCAGCCUGAUAAAAUUUACCUUGGUGGUCUGGACGUGUGUGGGGAGGAUGGUCAGUUUACCUACUGCUGGCACGAUGACAUUAUGCAAGCCAUUUUUCACAUUGCGACGUUGAUGCCUACAAAGGAUUUGGAUAAAUAUCGCUGUGACAAGAAGAGGCACCUUGGGAACGACUUUGUUUCCAUCGUUUAUAACGAUUCUGGGGAAGACUUCCGGUUGGGAACCAUCAAGGGCCAUUUCAACUUUGUGCAUGUGAUCAUCACCCCGCUGGACUACGACUGUAACCUGGUGACGUUACAGUGUCGGAGAGACAUGGAAGGGCUGGUGGACACGAGUGUCGCGAAGAUUGUCUCGGAUAAGAACCUGCCGUUUGUCGCCCGCCAGAUGGCCCUGCAUGCCAAUAUGGCCUCCCAGGUUCACCAUAGCAGAUCCAACCCAACAGAUACAUACCCAUCAAAAUGGAUCGCUAGGCUUCGUCAUAUCAAGAGGCUCAGACACCGGAUACGUGAGGAAACCCACCAGACCCCUGGUUUCCCCCUGAUGCAGAUGCACCCUUCUGCUGCUCCCAAGCCCCCUCCCCAGGUUCCUCAGGACUCGGCACCCACCUAUGAAACUGGGCAGAGGAAGAGGCUGAUCUCCUCGGUGGACGAUUUCACAGAAUUUGUGUAAAUCCCCCAUGGUCAGCGUCCGUGCUCUGGCAGCAGGGUGGAGGGAGCGACCGCUUAUGAGCCUGCCCAGUAAUUCAGCGCUGCCAGGGGGAGGCGGCUGGAACGUGGCAAGGACAGUGUGUCUGUGUUAUCCUAGUGUGAGCUAGUUCUUGGUCUGCCAUGUUGCCCUGGGAGACCUCAUCGCCUGGGCUGUGAGUCGCCCACCCUCCCGAUGGAAGGGUUUGCUCCCCUAGCUAAUGCCCCCAGAGUGCAGCGUGCCUACACCUCUGCCUCUGCUUGGCUAGACACGUUCCGUGACGUUUAACGGCAUCCUCUCCGUUAGUAGCUUCCUUGCGAAAUGGAAGCGUCUCUGGACGCAGGCGCAGUGGCGGCAGCAGGCAGGGCAAUCGCUAGGCGGGGCGUGUGACCCAAUGAAAGCUGCAUGGACACGUGAGUGUCUCCAUUUCCUCUCUGCGGCUGGAAAAGCUCUGUUAGCGUUGCUGAGAGCUGCAUGCCCUUUCAAGCUAGUCCUUAACACCAGCGCACAGUGCCCCCUCGCUUCACAAGGUGUCUGUCGACUGCCUCCUUGAGGCGAUCCCCGUGUCCCCCUGCCAGUACAAUUGCUCUUGCGCACCGUAGCUGUAUUACAUAGGGAGGUGCUUGCUGGUCAGUGGAGGGGCAGAGCGGUGUAGAAAUCAGCCGCUGUCAUGACGACUCCUUUAAACCCAAGACAGUUUGGGCCAGUUUAAGGAAUUCUCAGCAAAGGCUUUAGCUUGAGGGCCAGCCUUGCUCCUGGGGCAGUCAACUGCAAAGCUUUCGUUGACUCCGGCGCCCGAGGAUGGUCCCUGAGAAUGGGGCAAGGAUCCUGGGAAGUAACUGGAUCCGGUUGGGGGUGUUCACGUACUCUGCGCAAAGGCACCCUUCAGAGGGGUGACUGGGCCCAAGUACCCAGAGCAUGGCCAGGGUAAGCUGGUCGUUCUCCUGCUCCCGUGCGGCCUUGCCAGAGGUAAGUCCCAAAUUUCCCCUUCCCUUUUAAAUGCCCGUUGGCUUUGGUUGGUGGCGACAUGCCCGUCUAGGACUGGUCACGUGGUGCUGGUCCCGCAUUUGGAAGCCAGCAGUUUGGCUUGUUCGCAAGGGGCCCUUUUGAAGGCAGGUGUGCGCCAGGCCUGUCAGAAGUAGCUGACUGGACACUACGCUGCCGUACUGGGAGAAGCUGUGUAAGCUGGAACGUACUGUGAUGACUUUGGGUGCUCGUCACCCCUCAGUGACUGUGGUCCUGAUCCAAGUGAGUGUUGGGAUGCUCAGCUCAGUGACUGGGUAGCUGGUGAGUAAUGUGA